Messenger RNA from Dinoponera quadriceps, 4179 nucleotides. RefSeq names its product negative regulator of reactive oxygen species (gene Gp150). The transcript has 9 exons. NCBI's taxonomy places the organism in Eukaryota, Metazoa, Arthropoda, Insecta, Hymenoptera, Formicidae. The record is from RefSeq and is a predicted model, not a curated record. The coding region runs from base 784 to 3468 and encodes 894 amino acids. Gene Ontology annotation, molecular function: protein binding.
UCUCCGCUCCGUCGGCGAAGUUUCACUCUUUUUCCUAUCACCAUCGGCGCGCAUCUCUCAAUGUCGAUUUCGCCGAUCCGAUCGGUCCAUCCGGAAAAUCUGCCGACGAAACGAUUCCCAGUAAGCGAGAAGCCAUUAACGCGACGUUAUCACGAUGAUAUUUUGCAACACGUUUUCAAAUAAAUAGCUCUUAAUGCCGCAUACGUCAUCGUUGACAAUAUUUCACCCAAACAUGAAAAAUAAUAUUUCAACACCAUCAUUUUAAUAUUUAGGAAUAUUGUAUUAUCAAGCGACAGUUCAAAAAUAUUUAUGAAGUGUCAUGUUAAAAUGUUUACAAAAUCCGUAUAGAAUCAAUGUUUCGAAAGAUUGGCUUAAUGUUUCUCGCUUAUUGGGUCGUCUCUUGUGCUUUAUCUUUUCCUUUAAUCUCCGACGCUGAACAACUUUGAUAAUUCAGAUUAAAAUCUUGUUGAAAAAAAGUGCACUUUUCAGCGAUAAGUAGCGCAGAAUGUAGUUGUAGAACUUUUUGUGUCUUUUGUGGGGGAAUUAAUAAAAAAGGAAAGGCGGCCAGGAAAUUCGAUAGAAGAAACCUUGGCGGAACAAAGCGAUUCCGGAAGGAAUAUCAUCUCUAAGCAAGCUAUUACGCUUCUGUUCGUGGACUUGGUUGCGCCAGCACGAACGUGACACCCCGACAUAACAUUCGAUCUCUCGGAACUUUGAUAUAGAUCCUCGAUUCGACGCUACGGUGCGAACGAACACGUCCAUAACGCCAGGAUAAGCCACGAAAUGAAGACUCCGGCAGCCUGGCUGCUGACAAUCCUCCUGGCGGUUGCUGCCGCCGGGAAUGAUAGGACGACCAUUUUUACUGUCUCGAAGGCGGCCGAAACGACCUCGUCGCCUUCGUAUAAUACAACAAGAAAACCCUUUCAUACAACACCAACCAAUGGACUUGCGACAUCGAGCAACAAAUUCAUAUCAGAUUAUGUCAGACCCUUCACGAACGUUAAAGACAUACUGAUGCAGGAGAUUCGCACCUUGGACGAAAAUACUUCGGGUGCUGCGGAUGACAAGAUCCAGGAAGAGGUGGCGGAAACAUUCAAGGCCGAGGCGCAAAGAGACCGCGCGAGCUUACAUGAGAAAACGACCGUGAAGCCGAGCCAGUCGACGACGGAAAAGGCGGACGCGGCGAAGAUAGAAACUGAGAAGAAAUUCGACGACAUGCCCUACGAGGACGACCUCAGCGGCGAGUAUAUCGAAACAAUGGACGAGGACGAGGACGACGAUGACGACGACGGUGAAGACGGGGAUGUCGGGGAUAUCGAUGACGAGGAGGAAGUCACGAUGGAGUGCCCUGAUCAUUGCAAAUGCGCCGGACAAUAUGCCGCUGCAAUGACCGCAACAUGCACCAAGCUGGUGGAGGAUCAGACCUUCAUGCCGGGCAUCGCCCAUUUGCGAAUCGAGAAAGCUGGCGAGAUCCGGCUCGGGCCGAACGCGCUGCGAGCCCGCGGUCUUCAGCAGUUGGAAUCAAUCAACAUCGUCGAUACGCGCAUAGUCGAGUUAGACCGCACGGCUUUCAACGGCAUCACGUACUUGUUCGCCGUGAAUUUGACGCGCAACGGCCUCCACGAUGUUCAUCCGAACACGUUCCAGAACAACACGCAGCUCAGCCUGCUCACGAUCGCCGACAACCCGCUCAAGCACACGCAAGACAUGAAGGGAGCGAAGCAUUACUUGCUGCACGCGUCUUCCGUCACCGACUUCGACUUCUCGAACAACGGCCUGCUGCGACUGAAGCGCACCGCCUUCUCGAAAAUGCAGAGCCUCGGUUACGUCAAUCUGCGCGGCAACUGGCUGAGGGAGAUCGAGUCCGCGACCUUCGACCAGCUGAAUGCGCUUGUGGAGAUCAACCUCUCGGAAAAUUUGCUGGAUGAAAUCACGCCGAAUCUCUUCGAUAACACGAUGGUGCAGAUUCUUCGCAUGUCUGGAAAUAAUCUGUCGACGUUGGCCAUGAUAAAAGCCUCGAAACUGACGUUACUCGACGCAUCGAAGAACCGAAUCAGGACAAUCGCUAAAGAGGACUUAGAAGGCGUACCGCUGUUGGAUCAACUGUACGUCAAGUCGAACAAUUUGAAAAGGAUCCAUCCGCACGCUUUCAGCCAUCUUGAUCAAUUGAUAUACGUUGAUAUCAGCGAUAACAAUAUCUCCUCGAUAACGGAGCAUCACUUCAGAGCCAAUUCAAGACUGCAGGUUCUGCUGAUGAACGACAAUCCCGCUCUACAAGUGCUGCCGGUCUUCAAGACUUCCGGCUUGAAGUACGAUACGUUUAGCAUCUUCCGCUUCGAGUGCGCAAAUUGCGGUCUGAAGUACAUUCAACCAGAAACAUUCGACGAAAUGCCAGCGCUGAAUCGGCUGAUACUCGCGAGGAACCAACUGCAAGGUUUGCCCGAUGGGCUCCUGAGCCAACUCUCGUCUCUCCGAGAGCUGGACCUUUCCGACAAUAUGAUCUCGACUCUCCAGCCCGAGAUGUUCCACGGUGCCGAGAGCCUGGGCAGGAUUAAUCUCGCUGGCAAUCCGUUGAGAACUUUGCAAGUAACGCCCUUCCUCAAGACACCGAUAAUCUUCAAGCUGGACGUGAGUCGGUGCGGUCUCGAGCGAGUGUGGAACGAAGCUAGGGAGCCAUUGAAAAGCCUCCGAUUCCUGUCGGUUCGUGAUAACCUGCUGCGACGGAUUACCGUGGAGGAACUGAACGCCAUGCCGAAACUCAUCGGUCUGGACUUGUCGCACAAUCCGAUGGAUUGUGACAACGAAUUCAACGAGGCUGUGCAGUGGCUCACCGAUCGUGGCGUCAGUCCGACGGAGUCAAUCAAGAGCUACAAUGACUUCUCCAAUACCGAAGACGACACUGAGUCAACGGGCAUCAGUGAAUGGACGGAUCUGGCGAAGACAGUUUGCGAUGGAAUAGAGGACGGCCCGCCGCCCAGACGAUUCCCCGCCAAGAAAGAGCAGGAUAUUCUCUUGAACAUCGAUCACGAGGACACCGAGUCUCUGUUGAGACAGGAGCUCGACCAAGCCGAGAAGCUCUUGAAACUGGACAUGGAUCACGGCAUGCGACAGGAUGAGAAUCCUCGAAUGCUGGAAGAUCACGUGUACGAUGAAGACUUCGCGGUUACCACGAAAUAUCAUACUUGGCACAACGGUGGCCUGUGGAUGUCCAUCACAAUCAUCCUCCUCACUUUAGCCCUCCUGCUAUUGACAGCGCACGUCGCUCUCUGCUUGGCGAAGAGACGAGGACGAGGUCCUGUCCUCAGGCCACCUAUGAUCCUUCGUCAAGGUCUGGUCGACAACAAGAACUGCGGCUUGGUGUACAAACCCCUGCAGGAGGAGAUAGCAACACCGCACAUGCCGAAACGUGGUAGCUUCUACUCGAGCAGUACCUUCCAUUAUGACAAAAUCGUGCCAGAGAGUGUAUAGAACCCGUUUUCUCGAGUAAUUAAGUAAUUAAUUAGAGCAGGUGACCUACGAUUGGUCGUGAUACGGGUCACUGAAGACUUUUCGUGGCUUUUGCAAAUUAAGAGAAAUUUGUUGGACUGUUAAUAUAUGCAUUAUGAGGCCGAUUGGUCAACGAGUCACUUUCGAGAAGACGUGUGUUCAUUGCUGCCUCCAAUUGAAACGAUUUAAGUGGCCUCUAUUUACUCGCAUUUCACGAUACGCGUGAUCAACAAAUUUGUCUUCUCCAUUCUUUCCGUAAAAAGGACAUCGAGAAACACAGAGAGAGAGAGAGAGAGAGAGAUAAUUAGUAAAAGCAUUGAAACAAUUAUAAGCAUUUAAUUCGAGCUUGUAGCAACGUAUGUGAACUGUAAAAAUGCAUGUUCUUUAGAUUUUUACAUUUUCGUUCUCGAAAGAUUUACACACAAGCAAUGCGAUUAAUAAGUGUUUGUUAAGGCGUUAAUCGACAUCUUCGAUAACCUAAAUGUAAAGUGCAGUGCUAUUUUAUACUUCGUUCUUGAGUAGACUUUUUUAUACUAUGAUAGUAAAAAAUUGGAGCACACGUUAAAAGUAUAAAGUAUCGAUAAAUUCUAACGAAGUACUUAUUAUUUAUCAAACUGGAGCUUACACAGCGAUAAAAAAGCGCAGGCGACAAAUUUCGAGGUGUAAAAUAAAGAAAAAUAGUACUGCCUAGGA